ACAGCACAAUGGGUUGUAAAAACCUCCUCGGCCUGGGUCACCAGAUGCUGCGGCGGAAAGUGGUAGACUGCAGUCGGGAAGAGAGCCGGCUGUCUCGCUGUCUGAACACCUUCGACCUGGUGGCUCUAGGGGUGGGCAGCACCCUGGGAGCUGGUGUCUAUGUCCUGGCUGGUGCUGUGGCCCGUGAGGAUGCUGGUCCUGCCAUCGUUAUCUCCUUCCUGAUUGCUGCAUUGGCCUCUGUGCUGGCUGGCCUGUGCUAUGGCGAGUUUGGUGCUCGUGUCCCCAAAACCGGCUCAGCCUACCUGUAUAGCUAUGUGACAGUGGGGGAGCUCUGGGCCUUCAUCACCGGCUGGAACCUGAUCCUGUCCUAUAUCAUUGGUACUUCAAGUGUGGCCAGAGCCUGGAGUGCGACUUUUGAUGAGCUGAUAGGCAAACCUAUUGGGGAGUUCUCACGGAAACACAUGGCCCUGAAUGCCCCUGGGAUCCUGGCCCAAAACCCUGACAUAUUUUCUGUGAUUAUAAUUCUCAUCUUAACAGGACUUUUAACUCUUGGUGUGAAAGAAUCAGCCAUGGUCAACAAAAUAUUCACUUGUAUCAACGUUCUGGUCCUGGGCUUUAUAGUGGUGUCAGGAUUUGUGAAAGGAUCCAUUGGAAACUGGCAGCUCACGGAGGAUUCCUGGAAUAAAUCCAGCUCUCACUGUGGGAACAAUGACACAAGCAUGAACCAUGGUGAGGGAGGAUUCAUGCCCUUUGGGUUCUCUGGUGUCCUGUCAGGGGCAGCAACCUGCUUCUAUGCGUUUGUGGGUUUUGACUGCAUUGCCACCACAGGUGAAGAAGUCAAGAACCCCCAGAAGGCCAUCCCCGUGGGCAUUGUUGCGUCCCUCCUCAUUUGCUUUGUGGCUUACUUCGGGGUGUCUGCUGCCCUCACACUCAUGAUGCCUUACUACUGCCUGGACACUGACAGCCCACUGCCCGAUGCUUUCAAGCGCGUGGGCUGGGAAGGUGCUAAAUACGCUGUGGCAGUUGGCUCCCUCUGUGCACUUUCUACCAGCCUUCUAGGCUCCAUGUUUCCUAUGCCCCGAGUCAUCUACGCCAUGGCUGAAGAUGGACUGCUGUUUAAAUUUUUGGCCAAAAUCAACGAUAGGACCAAAACACCAGUAAUUGCUACGCUAACUUCGGGUGCUAUUGCUGCUGUGAUGGCCUUCCUCUUUGACCUGAAGGACCUGGUGGACCUCAUGUCCAUUGGCACUCUCCUGGCGUACUCUUUGGUGGCUGCCUGUGUGUUGGUCUUACGGUACCAGCCAGAACAACCUAACUUGGUAUACCAGAUGGCCAGAACCACAGAUGAGCUAGAUCAAGUAGACCAGAAUGAAAUGGUGAGCGCCAGUGACUCCCAGACAGGCUUUUUACCAGAAGCAGAGAAAUUUUCUUUGAAAACUAUACUCUCACCCAAGAACAUGGAGCCCUCCAAAUUCUCAGGGCUAAUCGUGAACAUUUCAGCAGGCCUCCUAGCUGUUCUUAUCAUCACCGUGUGCAUUGUGGCUGUGCUUGGAAGAGACGCUCUGGCCAAAGGGGCACUGUGGUCAGUCUUUGUGGUCACAGGAUCAUUCCUCCUCUGCAUGCUAGUGACAGGUGUCAUCUGGAGGCAGCCUGAGAGCAAGACCAAGCUUUCAUUUAAGGUGCCCUUCCUCCCUGUGCUUCCCAUCCUGAGCAUCUUCGUCAACGUUUAUCUCAUGAUGCAGCUGGACCAGGGCACGUGGGUCCGGUUUGCAGUGUGGAUGUUGAUAGGCUUCGCCAUCUAUUUUGGUUAUGGACUGUGGCACAGCGAGGAGGCAUCACUGGCGGCUGGUCAGGCAAGGACUCCUGAUGGCAACUUGGACCAGUGCAAGUGACGUGCAGCCCCACCCACCACGGUGGCAGCAUUUGAGGGAUGAUGGUAGAGGCCUGGGGCCCUCAGUCUCUCUCCUCCCAUGCCGCAAGAACUGCUUACAUCCCCAAUGUCACCAAAGAUGCAGUGAGUUGACCUGCAGCCUCAGCCACAGCUGACAUGGCCUGGCCAGACUUAGCUCUGCAGCCAGCUCAUGAGGUUCUGGACAGCUCCUUGACCUGGGCCAUUAUUCAUGUAUCUCCUCACUUCCCUCUGAGCAAAGAAAGCAACCCCCCUCCCUGCCAGCUGGGCACCUUGCUGCUGUAGCAGAGAGGCCUCCCUUCUCUCCUUACUUGGGAUGCAAGCCUCCUUUCCUGGGACCACUCCGGUAUUACAAAUGUGCAUACUCCAGACCAUUAUUAAGUACCUCCCUGUCAGCCCAGGACAGCCAACUGACGACAGAUACAAGAUGAACAUCACAAGACAGCAUGUCCCCUGCAGUGCUACCCAACAGCCAAGCAACUGACUUCAGGAUACCUAAAAAGGAAGCACAGGCCCUUAUCUUCUGCUUCUUCUCUAGACUGCUUUCAGAAUGGAUUGGUAGGAAUGGGCCUCUGUCCACACAUCCUCUCCCAGCCACUGACACUGUGACAGACUCCAUCUCAGUAGAGAACAGGUGACUUAGAAGAUGGGAGGGGCUGAGUAGGAAUGAAAAUGUCAGGGUGGGGAAGGUUCACUCUGCUCACAAGUAGGCAUGUAUACCAGGGGACAUUUUCUAGGCCUGUGCUCUGCAGGCCUAUAUCAGUUCCUGCUCUUGGCACCUGUCUCUGCUUGGCUGGGUGUCCUGAGUAACUGGAACACGAGACUGUAUUAGUAGGUCUGAACUCUCAGUGGCAGGGUUUAGAACUCUGUUUUCUGUGGGUCUUUGCCAUUCUUUGUCAGUCUCUUGAGUCUUCUAAGGCUCUUAAGACAGGUGGCAGCUCAAUGUGGGGUGCUGAUGCUUGUGGCUGCUGACGUGGUCUGUGUGGCCUCUUAGGUAUAAUGAGCGCUGUGGAGUCCUGUUGACUACUGUGAAUCACUCCACCAAAUUAAGUUAGGGCUUAACGUUACCUUGGAAAAUAGCCAAAUAAUUGCUGCGUGCCAUCAGCUUGGGAUUCAAAGUGUGUGGUCUGCAUGUGAGAACAGCCUUUGGCUGUUCUUCUUGUGACCUCUGCCCUGCCCUGGACCUCGUGCUCCUCUCCUUUGCUUGCACUUCCCUUCCCUCACUCCCCUCAGCUCUGGAUGGGGCCUGGGGCCUGCACCAUUUCAUAUUAUGUGGACACAAGCCUCAGGAGAGACUGCUGAUGGAGCCUCACUUUCCCUAGAGCCGCUCAGAGCCAGCAGGCCCUGGUAUUGGGGUUGGGAAGGACAGCGUUUGAGACUGAUGCAAAUGCUGCUUUUGAAACUAAGUUAAUCAUUUCUUUCCCUUCUGACCUUUGAUACAAAGCUAGUAGAAAUAAGUUGGAUAAAUUGAUGGCACUUGUCUCCCCCCACCACUCUAAAAUGUUCUUGGAAAUGCAGGUUAGUGAAACUGGGCUGGUGUGUAGCACUUGCCUGGCAUACACAGGUCCUGGGUUUCAUCCCCAGCACUACAAAAAAUUGGAAAAUUAGUGAAAUAGUUUAAAGGCUGAAUCAGUUAGUGGAGGGCAGCUGGGAGGCCAAGAGCUGGGCCUUCAUACCAGACCCAGACCACCUUGCAGGAAGCUUUGUUCCAAAGGUCAUCUGGGAAUAUUUCAGAGAGUAUUAUAGGACCUCAAAGGUUGAGUUUCCAAAGAAAGGUAUUUAAAUUUAUGUAGAUUGGUGCUGUAAAAUAUUUUGAUAAAUAUUAACUUAUUUUAUUGGGGUUUUGGUCAUCUGUUAAUCGUCUUAGGACCUCUUAAUUGGAUUUUUCCUCUGUUAUUUUUCAGUGUAGACAGAACAGGAGAGAAAGAGGGUGCCCAAUGAAGCAUUGGGAGAAGUUUUUUUUAAUGUUGGUUUCUUUCUUGAGACAGGGUUUUGCUCUAGCUGGCCUAGUAGUCACUGUUGUAGCCCAGACCAGCCUUGAACUGGAAUUCCUGCCUCAGCUUCCUGCGUGCUAAGAUUAUAGACAUGAGCUACCACGCCCGCCUAACCUUAAUUUCUUUCUGGCUGAAAAUGCUCUGUAUGAGGCAGCACCCAACAGUGUGUUUACGGCUGACAUCAACUAGCAGCCUAUAUUCUACAAAGCAGAAAGGUGCAUUUUGGGGUUUGAUCCUCUGAUGUCUGUCCUGAGGAUAGCUGACAGUUGCAGAUCUGCCCUCCUCUUUUCACUGUGUGUGACACAGAAGCACACACAGGUCCUGGAGGUGGGCACCCUGCCCCCUCCUUGUUGGAGGAACUUCUAGUCAGGAAAGGACACCCAAGGUUGACUUGGUCACUUUGGUCAAGUUGAUUGGUCACUGUGCUUUUAGUAAGAGUAGAGUGUUGUGGACAGUUGCUGGGGGAUUUUCUUCUUGGUACAGGAGCAGUGACAUUCGUAAUGGUGUCUGGGUUGACCUCAUACUUCUAAUAUGCUUUUGCAUAUAUCCCCAGUUCCUUCUGAGAGAAAAA
Nannospalax galili (Upper Galilee mountains blind mole rat) is the source of this 4474-nucleotide messenger RNA. RefSeq names its product solute carrier family 7 member 1 (gene Slc7a1). Gene Ontology annotation, cellular component: plasma membrane. Gene Ontology annotation, molecular function: amino acid transmembrane transporter activity. The coding region runs from base 9 to 1892 and encodes 627 amino acids. The record is from RefSeq and is a predicted model, not a curated record. Lineage: Eukaryota; Metazoa; Chordata; Mammalia; Rodentia; Spalacidae. Gene Ontology annotation, biological process: transmembrane transport; amino acid transport. The transcript is spliced from 11 exons.